AUGCCUGUCAUUUUAAUGCAAAAUAUUGCUACUGAAUUGGGCCUUAUCAAUGGUAUUAAUGGAAUAUUUCGACAAUUAGUAUAUCAUGAAGAUUCGAUAGAAUGCAAACUUCAAGAUCUCCAACCAAAACUUAUACCAAUUCCACUUAUAGAACAAACAUUUCAAGUUGACGUUGCUGAUCUUAUUCCAAAAGAUAAGAAACCAAAAUCAAAUCAAAAGACAAUUCUAUCAAUUAAACGAUCUGCAUUACCACUUGUACCUGCUUAUUGUAUUACAACACAUAAAAGUCAAGGUCAAACAUUGAGCAAAGUGGUUAUUGAUUUAAAAUUACCAAAUGAAACUGAUGAUAUUGCAGCAGUCUACGUACCACUAUCUCGUGUAAAACGUUUGGCCGANUCAGUUACAAGUACAGAUUCUUGA
This is a messenger RNA of Adineta ricciae, 420 nucleotides long. The record is from the annotation of a GenBank genome assembly. Lineage: Eukaryota; Metazoa; Rotifera; Eurotatoria; Adinetida; Adinetidae.